AUCUCGGAUAUUUGAUGAAUGAUUGACGACAAAGUUAAUCGUAUAUUUUAGUAUUUCGCUAUUGAUUUGUUUUUUAUUCCCUGAGGCUAACUGAGGCAUACGGUCGUUUUUUAGUUGCUAUGAGCGACUCAUACCAACUGUAAAGCGACUUUUCCCACCGUUUCAGAGGCAUUGCAAUGCCCUCUGAUUUCAUACCGCUGUUCAGCGCGGAUAUCGACCUGAAUUCUCCAAACUCCCUUUAUUCCAAAGAAUCAGUGUAUGAUCUUCUCCCCAAAGAGCUGCAGUUGCCAUCAACUACUGAGCAGAACACAGCAACCAUGAGUCAGAAAAGUGGUGGAGAGGUGGGCCUGCCCACCUCAACGGCUCUUACCUCAGAUGCCUCCUCCGUCUCCUCUGCUAAGACCACAGGAAGUCCCCGCAGUGCUUUUUCCAACUCUUCCAGUUCCAUUAUGCACUCCUCUACCUCAGCUGCCGAUAUCACCCCGGCUGCAGACGGUGGCAUUCCAGGAGAAGUAAGUAGCAGAAGAAAGGCUGAGAUGCUGGCGGUGGAGGCAAAGCUCAUCAACAGCAGCAGUAUUGGUGCUUGUAGCAGAGGUGGUGGUGACACAGGAGGAGGGUUGGCAUCCCAGCAGCACCAUCAGAUGACGCCUUCCAAGAGACCAGUGCUCAACAUCUCACCUCCGCCAGAAGACCUCUUUGACAACAGCCGUAUGUCUUGCCAAGAUGAAUUGGUUUUAGACAGUGAGCAGAGUAACAGCAUGUGGAUGGAAAACUCUGUUUCUAACUUCAGUCUCAUGAGUACCAGUUCCUACAAUGACAAUACAGAGGUGCCCCGCAAGGCCCGUAAACGUACCCCCCGUCAGCGUCCUGGGCCCAAGCCAGUCCCAGCUGGAGAGGCCAGCAUGGAUGUCUUUGAUGCAGACAGUGCCAAAGCUCCUCACUUUGUCCUUUCACAGCUAGGAUCAGACUCUAAGGCCUGCUCGAAAGUGAGUUCAACUGAUGAACCACAGGUAUCUGGCCAGAAAGGUGGGACACUGUGUAUUCAGUAUCCACAAAAGAGUGAGGGGAAGGAGCUAAAAAUCCUGAUCCAGCCAGAGACUCAGCACAGAGCACGUUACCUGACAGAGGGCAGCAGGGGAUCUGUGAAAGACCGCACACAACAGGGCUUUCCCACCGUCAAGCUGGAGGGUGUGAAAGAGCCAGUGGUCCUACAAGUAUUUGUAGGGAGCGAUGCUGGCCGUGUGAAACCGCACGGCUUCUAUCAAGCCUGCAGAGUGACCGGACGCAACACCACUGCCUGCAGGGAAGUGGACAUUGAGGGCACCACGGUCAUUGAAGUUUCUCUCGACCCUAGCAACAACAUGACUCUAGCGGUGGACUGUGUGGGGAUCCUGAAACUCCGGAAUGCUGACGUCGAGGCUCGUAUUGGAGUGGCUGGGUCCAAGAAGAAGAGCACCCGUGCUAGGCUGGUGUUUCGGGUCAAUAUCCCUCGACCUGAUGGCUCUUUGCUCACAUUACAAACACCAUCCUCUCCCAUUCUGUGCACCCAGCCUGCAGGAAUGCCUGAGAUUCUGAAGAAAAGUUUGCACAGCUGCUCAGUAAAAGGGGGCGAAGAAAUUUUUAUCAUUGGAAAGAAUUUUCUCAAAGGAACCAAAGUCAUAUUCCAUGAAAACGCAUCAGAUGAAACAUCUUGGAAGACAGAGGCUGAAAUUGACAUGGAACUGUUUCAUCAGAAUCAUCUUAUUGUUAAAGUCCCACCAUAUCAAAAUCCAGCGAUCACCUCUCCUGUAUCUGUUGGGAUUUAUGUGAUUACAAAUGCUGGACGUUCUCAUGAUGUUCAACCAUUUACCUACACUCCAGAUCCAGCAGAUGUGGCUGUAAAAAAAGAGACACUGUCCCCAGUCAAGCCCUGCUCCUACGAGCAAAUGAAAGCAGCCAUGGAGAAUGCCUUGAUGCCCCCUAUUUUACCUCUUGUCAAAAGAGAAGAGGUCACUCCCAUGGAGGUUUCCAGUAACCCCUCAGCAACUAACGUGUUCAAGGCCUCAGAUGUCUUUAAUACCCAGCAGACCUUAGAGCAAGAGUCAAAUAGUGUCGCCUUUUCCACCAAAGAGACUUUAAGCACCAUCCAAAAACAAGACAUUGCACCCAACAGUUCUUUUGAUGUAGCUAGCAAAUCUCUGUGUCAGGACGGAGCCCGACACUUCCUCCUGGAGCAACAAGACAGUUUGACACAGGAAAGAUCUAGCAGCAGUGCUGGUGCUGUGGUAGGGCUUUCCCAAAUGGCAGACACUCCUCAGCAGCAGCUCUCACUCUUACCCCCUGAUGAGGUAGCACAGUUGGAGCAGGCAGUGCGACAGCUGCAAGCAAAUGGCUUCUGUAACAUUCCAUUGCAGUCUGAGAGUUCAUUAGCAAAGCAACAGCAGCACCAGCUUCAGCAGCAACAACAGCAACAGCAACAACAACAGCAGCAGCAGCAACAGCAGCAGCAACUCCAACAGCAGCAUCUCCAACAACAACAACAACAACAGCAACAACAACAACAACAACAAGUUCUGGAGAACCUCCAACACCAGCUAUUUCAGCCACAGAUGCAGAUGCAGUGUCAUCCAGAGCAGCAGGGUCAACCACAAGGCAUGGUGCAGAAUAAUGGUUCUCUCUUCCAGCAGCCACAGCAGCAACAGCAAGCAGCUCUCUUUCAGCAGGCGAAGGAGCUCAUCAUCCAGACAAGUUUCCUUCCACCGACACCCUCCCACUCUUCUCCACCCCUAUUCCAUAACCCUGCUCCUAUGUCAGAGGCACAAGAUCCACAGAAGACACACUUCCACACUCAGAAGACCUCACCUACCCAGGAGCAGGUCCAAGCUCCCCUAUUUCAGAACACCCUUACCACUGAAUCACAGUCCUCUGCUCCCAGGCCAUUCAUUGCUCAGAAUGGACUGCCUGGUCAGCUCAGUGUAAACAGCAGCCAGCAACAGCUGAAUUUCCUUAGUUCUUUCCAGACAUCUGCUUUGGAUACCCAGUCAGUCUUUCAGGCCCCUAAUCAGCUACCCUCCAUGCAGCAGAGCAGCCCCAUGGAACAGCAGCAGUCAUCACAGUCACAGCAGCCCCCACAACCGCAACAGGGCUCCCUAUUCCCCGGCAUUCCUCAGUCACCUACCAACAAAAUCCCCCCCAACCAACUUUACCCACUUUCCUCUGCAGUAACACCAGAGCAGUCAAGCAAUCUGCUCUUCAGAGGCCAAGCCCAGAUAUCUUCUAUGGCCAGUACCACCCUAACUUCUCCUGAACAACAGAACCCUUCUCUUCUUUUUUCCCAGACCGGCAUGGUUACUGUAAGACAGCAGGAACCAUCUGAGCCCAUGUCCUUUCAAGAUCAGAGCACAGUGCAAGGCAGCUCAUCAGGAAACAAGCAGAACCUCUUCCAGGAACAGCAGCCCAUGCAGUUGGCCUCGAACUCGCCGGGCGGCUCUGAAAACCUCUUUAUGGCUCAGUCAAACAUGCCAGGGAGAAUGGCUACCCAGGAAGUGCUCUUUGCAGCACAGAAUGGUGUGCCGGGGCUUCAGACCACCACUUCCUCUCCUGUGCAGCAGCCAGGAUCUCUCUUCCAAACAACUGUUAAUGGAACCCUCAGCCAGCCCAGCCAGAGUCAACAGUCCAGCCUUUUCCUCUUUGAGAUCCAGAACAGGUGCAGUCAGCUGAUGAACUCUUCCGGACCCACACUGUCUGAUCAGAUCAUUGCCAUUAGCCAGGCAGGUCAGAGCCAGAGAGCAAGCGAUGGACAGAUACAGUCCUUGCUUAGCCAGUCCAUGUCUGAAUCAAGCAACACCACCAUUGCUACCUCUCAGAACAUGGAGAAGAUUGAUGACCUUCUUGUGAGCCUUCAGGAGCAAGGAAACAACCUCUCCCGUUCCUACUAGGUUUAUAUUCAGGUUUCAGAGGCCUUCUGGAAAGGGCAAAUUCACAACAUGGUAUUUUUGUACUCUAAGCCUGUAUCCUGUCAAAGUUCAGUUCUUUUGUGAAAGUUCUGCUGCAUACCUUCUGAAAAGAUCGGGAUGUGAAGGAUAUCAGUCAACAUGCCUUCAAAAUAUUGCUCGAAACAAAUUUUUUGAACAGAUGUUUGUCAAAAUGAGCAUGGAGUGAUACUCUGUUGUUUGUCCAUAGCAGUGAAUGAAAUGUAUCAUAAGGUAGAAUGUUUGGCAUUUUUUGUGUUGUGCUGUUGCGACACCCAAACAUUCUGCAUUUGGAAUUACUCCAGAGAUGUCUGUGGGUGCUGAUGAUGUUGCUUGCCUGCAUUGUUGUUUUUUCAAAAAAAUUAGGUUAAUCAUGAUUGAAAAUAGAAAAAAAAUCAAACAUGGAAUUUGUUAUGUUUUUUGACUUCUUUGCACUUUAUAAUGCUUUCUGUUGUGACCUUCCUUUAGUUCUAUACCCAAGUUUACUGUAGAUAUUACUACUACUUUACUAAUGUUUAUCAUUUAUGUAAUAUUUUGUAGAGAGUAUCACCGAUAAUGAUCUCUUACCCUUUACCGUUCUCCAUGGCUACCCAUUCCUAAUUUUUUUUUUCCAUAAAAAGUAUGUAAGUGCACACACAAACGUUUUAGCUAUAACAUUAAUGAAGAAAACAUUUAGGUCAUUUACAGCUGUCUUAUAUGACUUGUCCUGUUUAUUUAAUGUUAUGAAUGAUGUCUAUAUAAUGUCUAUUUGUGCUUGUAAUUUUAUACAUGCAGACAUAUAUCCUUCUGUUGUGUCUGAAAUAUACUUGUGUUUUCUUAAAUGGUUCAUGAAAAAUCAUGUCAUUUGAAAAACUGAAACGUUUUAAGUAAUGUGUGGUAGAUUUCUUUUAUCUGGACAGAUUAAAUUUAUUUAUCAAAUAUAAAUGGUUUGUCACCAGCUUGCAGCAUUCUAUCAUAAUUCGGAGUACAAGAAAUAUUUUAGAACUUAUCUGUUUUAUUUACCAUUAGUCUAUGCUGCCAACAUCAGGCAAGUUGUAAACCUGCCGAAUUAAUUGUGUGGCAAGUUUUACAAGGUCAAAUGAUCUGACAGGAGUGGAGUUGUUUGUAUGAUUGUGUGCUAUUUUUAAAUAUGGAAAUACGUAUAUACAUUAGAAACAACAGGUCUCUCUGAUGUAGAAAAUGCUCUGUGGAGCCAAUUACUAUUUUGUUAACUGUUGUCUUUUUUGUGAAGUGUGUUGACCUUUUGGUUAUUUUAUACCUUCUUGCAUUUAAAUGGAGAAUACUCUGUUUAAUGAGCAACUGUUUAAGAGAGCAGUGCUCUUUUGGAUUACAAAAACUUUCUGCUUACAUAUUAUCUGCUUUGGGUAAAACAGCUGUCUGUGAUUAGCCCUCUGUCUCUCUACUAUACUGAGUGCUGUUUUAAACUUGCAUUUGAAUAUUUAUGUGAAUAUUUACCAUUUCCCAUUUUUAACUGGUUGUUUUUAGAUUAUAAUACUUUAUAGAAAACAUAACUAAUUUAUUUGUGUCUUUAUAUUUGUUGUUUCCCGCAAAGUUUUUAGCUCUGCAGAUUGGCUUAUCCAAAUAUUUGGUCUCAGUUCAACAUAAAUUACAUAAAUUUACAUAUGUGUACACAUAUACACACAUAUCCAUUUGUGUUGGUCCCGUGUAAUUUGUCAGACUUUGAAUAAACGGAGGUAAAUAUGUUGCCUUUAAUGUGGUUAUGAGGCGCCGCAUACACAGUGAUAUAGUGAUAUGGUCCUCUUUCAUAUUUUACUGUUUUACCAUUGUAUUACAGCCUCCCAUUUAAUAUGAGAGCACAGAAUAUAUUUUGGGAAAUCUAAGCCAUUCAAACUGUACAGUGUUUACAAAAAUGCUGUAUGUUGCAGAAUACACCACCUCAUGAAUCCUGGACCAAUUAUUAUUAUCAAUAUAUUAUAUUUUUUGAUAUUAGUAUGUAAAUAGUUUUGAUAGCAACAUAAGUCUUGGUCCUUUGUGUGUUCCUGUUUAUAAUAAAUGCUAACUAUUCCGAAUGUCAGGUUGUGUCCAAUGUCGAAGUUUGCACGUCAUGAUGGGACUAAUUAAAGUUGGGAUAGUUUUCCCUUUUUUGCAAGUGAAAUGGGAUUAAAUAUAAUAUGAAUUAGUGAAUGUGAAAUGAUGACAUUAAUAACAAUAUUAUUUCAUUUCUUGCUUUACAUAUGGCAAUUAUCAGUGUUUCUGCCUUACUGUUGUGCUUUUCUUAUAUUGUAAGUCAAACCAAUCUGCUUUGAUAGAUUUAUUCUAUAUCACAGCAUAGAGAAUGCCAGUAACUGGAGAGGCAGUGGGUACCUUUUUAUUUCUAUAAAAUAUUUGUGCCUUGGAAAAAAUUAACAACUUGCACUGAGUUGCCUGUUUUUACAAACCAAAAGAAAGAAUUGAUUUGUUAAAAUACCACCCAAAGUGACCCAAAUAAAAUAUUUCUUUUUGCCCUAUAUCACCAGAUCUACUUCUACUUAAAUAUUCACUGCAUGACUGGCUCAAGUGCAGCUGAAUUGUUGUUUCAAACUACUGUGCAGUUUGACUCAAUACAAUUUUAAAUCUGUUACUUUGAAUACACUUUUUUUUCUUUCCAGCCUCUCCUACUUUGUAACAAAGGGGAGUUGUAACUACUGUAAUUCUUUUGAUUUAUUUAUGUUGCUCGUAAAGUAAUUCCUAAUUUUGUAAAGUUUCACAACAAUUUAUGUGGUAUUCUGAAGAUUAUUUUAAUUAACUGGAAACUAUCUGAAAUCUUUGCUCGAUUAUUGCCAGAUAUUUUCCAGAUACAUAUAAUUUGUUCAUAGAAAAAAGCUUUAUUCACUACUUUGUUCCCACAUGAUUGUUGUGUCCACUUUCUGUCUAACUGGAUGUGAUUUGAUAUGAAACUCAGUGAGAGGUUUUCUUACUCUUUGUAAUUGUCACCCAGAUAUCAGUAGAAGGUUACUGGUAUGGAUACAAUUAUUUUAAAUUUGAAAAAGUAAACAUGUAUUUAAUGACAGAUAUUUAGACAUUUAGAUAUAUUGUUGGCUUUUGGGGCAUUUGUAUACUCUCACAGUUAUAUUUCUGUAAAUCUGCUGCUAUCAUUAAAUAAAAAUAGAUUGCAAUGUU
This is a messenger RNA of Chanos chanos (milkfish), 7070 nucleotides long. It is a transcript of the gene nfat5b, whose product is annotated as nuclear factor of activated T cells 5b. Gene Ontology annotation, molecular function: RNA polymerase II cis-regulatory region sequence-specific DNA binding; DNA-binding transcription factor activity, RNA polymerase II-specific; transcription factor binding. Gene Ontology annotation, cellular component: transcription regulator complex. Lineage: Eukaryota; Metazoa; Chordata; Actinopteri; Gonorynchiformes; Chanidae. The record is from RefSeq and is a predicted model, not a curated record. The transcript has 14 exons. Bases 177 to 3917 code for a protein of 1246 amino acids. Gene Ontology annotation, biological process: calcineurin-NFAT signaling cascade; cytokine production; regulation of transcription by RNA polymerase II.